Molecule: messenger RNA, 987 nt
Organism: Exophiala bonariae
Lineage: Eukaryota; Fungi; Ascomycota; Eurotiomycetes; Chaetothyriales; Herpotrichiellaceae
Exons: 2
Coding region: 1-987 (328 amino acids)
Source: RefSeq, a predicted model, not a curated record
AUGCAUCCAUUCUCUUUUCAACAAGCUCUCGUUUUCAGUCUUUUGGCUGCUAGUCCUCUUGUCGCUGGGUUUUCGGCUGAGGCUUCAGGCAAAGAUGUCGAGAAGAGAUUUUCGGGCUCUUUGGCUUCCAGGGCAUCACAGAUAGCAAGGUCUAUCUUGCCUGACACGGAGUUUAUGAAGCGAGAGCCUCAUCAUACUGAAGCUCAGAUCGCUGCCAAGGAAGCCGCUGCCAAGGGCAAGGGCAAGGGCAAAGGAAAUAACCGACGCCAGGCAGCUGAUGAGUUCGGUCCUUGGGAUAGUACUGAGGAUGAGUUUGGGUCGUGGGUAGACAAGCGAGACCCUCAUCACACCGAGGCUCAGAUUGCGGCUAAGGAAGCCGCUGCGAAGGGAAAGGGGAAGGGAAAGGGAAACAAACGCCAGGCAGCUGACGAAUUCGGCCCAUGGGAUAGUACUGAAGACGAAUUCGGAUCGUGGGUUGACAAACGCGAGCCUCACCACACUGAGGCGCAAAUCGCAGCCAAGGAAGCUGCCGCGAAGGGCAAAGGCAAAGGCAAGAACAACAAGCGCGAGCCCGAGCCUGAGCCCCACCAUACCGAGGCUCAGAUCGCUGCCAAAGAAAAGGCCAAGGGAGGCAAGGGCAAGAACAACAAGCGUGAACCUCAAGAGGCCGAUGAGUUCGGUCCUUGGGACAGUACUGAAGAUGAAUUCGGAUCCUGGGUCGACAAGCGUGAGCCUCACCACACUGAAGCACAGAUAGCUGCCAAAGAAAAGGCCAAGGCUGGCAAGGGAAAGAAUGACAAGCGCGAACCCGAACCUCAUCACACCGAAGCUCAGAUCGCUGCCAAAGAAAAAGCUAAGGGUGGCAAGGGCAAGAACAACAAGCGUGAACCUGAACCCAUGGCUGAGCCUGAGCCUGAGCCUCAUCACACCGAGGCUCAGAUAGCUGCGAAAGAGAAGGCUAAGGCUGGCAAGGGAAAAGGUAACUGA